AUGAGGAACGAACGGAGCGAACCGAAGAAGACUAAGCACACAAAAGUGCUGUUCAAGAAGUCAGACUUGACAGUGGCCCGAUCCAGUAUUUUCUCUGACGCAUCUCAACGCUACACCAAAAGUGCCAUCCGACGAAUCAAAAGAGAAUUGCAACGGGACGACUAUUACACUUAUAAAGGAAAACUGAAAAGAGACCUCAGUCUGGAAACGGACAACUGUAUCCUUCGGAGGUAUUGCAAAAAGAAAUUGACAAGUCUAGCUUCUUCGGCAAAAACGAAAUACUCGAAUUUUUAUGCUGUUGAUAACGAAACAGUCGAAGAAUUCGAAGACUCCAGUGGUAGUGGCGAUAACAAAAAAAGCGCUUUAGAUAAUGAUAAUUCUUUCAAUGCCGAUGUAACAAUUCUUAUGAUGGAAAAUCUUAAACACCAUCUCAAUGUAUGGGUUGAAAAACAUUUGACAGAUGACAAAGAUAUAAAACGAAAAUUCAAUAACGUGCUAGAUUCCAUUCUGUAUAGAUUGUACAUGGAAGAUGCUAAUAAUUAUUCGCACACAAAUUAUUCUCUAGAGAGAGAUAAUAAAAUCCCACAAGGCAAAGCUGGCACCAGCUCAGUGUUUCAUAAUAAUACAACGAAAACAUUUCCAACAAUUAUACCUUUACUCGAUGGAGCUGCUAGCAAGGCCAAAUAUAUCUUCGAAAGUAAAAACUCUACUACAGGAAAUUCAAUAACGUCAUGUUAUAAUAGUAAAAUUGAACAUGAUACUGUUACUAGUAGAGAUAUUAUAGAACUUAAGGAAAUUGUCAAAAAUAUAUCUCAAACAGCUGAAAAUCUUGUUUAUGAGCAUAUGAAAAGAAAAUUAGAAUCUUUUAAAGUUAAAACUGAGUCAAAAGAGGUUCAAACCUCUGCACCUAAAGUUCCAGUCACAGGAUUUUCUGGUUUAAAAUUAAUAAAGGAACCAAAAAGAACAGAUUCACCAAAGAAAAGUCUCAAGAAAAGUGCUUCUUACAAUAUUAUAGAGAGCGAGUCUAUACUAAGAGUCACAGAUAUGACAGUUGGAGAAGCAAAUGUUGAAAGUAAACAGUAA
Messenger RNA from Amyelois transitella, 1083 nucleotides. RefSeq lists its product as uncharacterized. The coding region runs from base 1 to 1083 and encodes 360 amino acids. NCBI's taxonomy places the organism in Eukaryota, Metazoa, Arthropoda, Insecta, Lepidoptera, Pyralidae. The transcript has 4 exons. The record is from RefSeq and is a predicted model, not a curated record.